Messenger RNA from Argentina anserina (silverweed cinquefoil), 2160 nucleotides. RefSeq lists its product as uncharacterized. The record is from RefSeq and is a predicted model, not a curated record. Lineage: Eukaryota; Viridiplantae; Streptophyta; Magnoliopsida; Rosales; Rosaceae. Gene Ontology annotation, molecular function: protein dimerization activity. Bases 1 to 2160 code for a protein of 719 amino acids. The transcript has 2 exons.
AUGUCUGAUCAUCCCAAACCCAAACGAUUCAAGAAUAUGUUUGCUUUCUAUAAAAAAGAUGUUGAUAAUCAAACUUCAACAUCAGUUGCAUCAGAGACUCCAAUGUCUUGUUCUGAUUGUCAUUCUUCCUUACCAAUUAAUGAAGUUGAAACUCCAUCAGAACAUGAUACUAAUGUGCCUCCAACUGUAACUAAUGUUCCAAUAGAAUCCCCUAUCCAAGCUGAUCCUGGAUUACGUGAAAUGAUUUAUUCAUUACCAGUGAAUCAUCAAGAUCAUAUCCGAAGGCAGUAUAUCCUUAUGGGACCUUGUCAACCCAAGUUACAAAAUUAUCCACAAACCUUUGAUGGACGUAAUAAUCGUCGUUUUCAAUGUAGAUGGUUCACACUAUUUCCUUGGAUGGAGUAUUCAGAAGCCAAAGACAAAGUGUUAUGUUUUCCUUGCUUCCUUUUUAAGAAAAAUCCACCAAGACAUCCUUUAUUCACUGUUGAAGGGUGUUGCAAUUGGGGUAAAAUGUUGGCUAGGAAUAAAGAAAUUUGUGUACAACAUGUGGGGCAGGUAAAUUCUGCUCAUCAAUAUAAUGUUCAAAAUUGGAGCAACUUAAGGAGAACUUCUCAACACAUUGAUAGAGUGAUUGAAAAACUACCACCAGAAAUUAUAAGGCAGAAUAGGUUACGUUUAAAGACAACAAUAGCAGCUGUGAAGUAUCUUAGAAAGGAAGGCUUGCCUUUUAGAGGCCACGAUGAAUCUGCUGACUUUACUAGUAGAGGACAUUUCAUUGAGUUAAUAAAGUGUUAUGCAGUUUUGAAUGAAGACAUUGCAAAAGUUGUUCUUGAUAAUGCUCCCAAACAUGCCAUGUACAUUGCACCAUCAAUUCAGAAAGAGAUCCUAGAUAUAAUUGCUACCAAAAUUCGAAGUAGAAUUCGUGCAGAAAUUGGAGAUGUCAAGUUUUGUAUCUUAGUUGAUGAAUCACUUGAUGUAUCUCAUAAGGAGCAAAUGGCCAUUAUUAUAAGGUUUGUUAAUGAAGAUGGGUUUCUUCAAGAAAGGUUUCUUGAAAUUGUAACAGUUGAAGACACUACUUUAGCUAAUCUUAAAAAGCAUAUAUGUAUUGUGCUUUCAAGAAACAAUCUCCAAGUGCAAAAUAUUUGUGGUCAAGGUUACGAUGGGGCUAGCAAUAUGCGUGGUCAAUUUCAUAGAUUGAAAACAUUAUUCCUUGAAGAUUGCCCAUAUGCCUAUUAUGUUCAUUGUUUUGCUCAUCGAUUACAGUUAGCUUUGAAUGCAUGUGCUAGAGAUGUACAUGAUAUGCAAUUGUUUUUUCAGAUGCUAAGUUCUAUUGUUGGGUUUGUUGGCUCUUCAUCAAAGCGUACAAAUCAGUUAAAAGAUAUUCAAGAAGCAGAAAUUGCAGAAAGUUUAGCAGAUGGAAAUCUUGAAACAGGAAGAGGGCUUAACCAAAUCCGUAGUUUGAAGAGAGCAGGUAUGACUAGAUGGGGAUCUCACUUUGCUUCCAUUAGUACAUUAGUCCAUGUAUUUGAAGAAAUUACUCAACUUCUUCAAAGCAUGAUGAAUGAUAAAGAUCUCCUAGGAAGUGUAAGAGGUGAUGCAAAAGGUUACCUUAAGGCAUUGAGGGCAUUUGACUUUAUGAUGGAGUUGAAUGACAGGUUCACCGAAGAAACUAUAGAGCUACUUAUUUGGAGCUCUGCGUUGGAUCCUAAAAACCAGUUCAAAAAGUUCGACAUGGAAAAGAUUUGCAAGCUUGCUGAGAAAUUUUAUCCUGAAGACUUUGAUACAUCUGAGGUAAUAGCUUUCAGAUUACAGUUAGAACAUUACAAGUAUCAAGUAGUUUUUGAUAAAGAUUUUCAUAAACUAUCUUCCCUUGCACAAUUGUGUAGACGAUUAGUUGAAACAGACUUAGCACAACUUUUUCCCUUGGUUGAUAGAUUGAUUCGUUUAGUCUUGACACUUCCUUUUUCCACUGCAACUACUGAACGUGCAUUUUCAGCGAUGAAAAUUAUAAAGACUAGGCUUAGAAACAAGAUGGAAGAUGGAUAUCUUUCAGGUUGUAUGAUGCUCCAUAUUGAAAAACAAUAUGUUGACACUAUUGACUCAGAUGAAGUCAUUGAUCAUUUUGAGUCUAUUGGAGAUCGUAGAGCGCAAUUUCGGUAG